UCCAGUACCUUUUAAACUCCAGCAUAACCACCGCCCACACACGGAGGAGCAGACACCAACGGAGCUGCAGCGCUAGUGGGGCUACUUGCAGCUGCAGCAGCGUCCAAAAUCAAGAAACCAAGAUGAGACGGUUCGCCGGCGGCGCCGCGCUGGUGCUGCUCCUCUCCGUCGCCACUACCAGAUUGGCCGUCGCCGACUUCUUCUCCCCUCUCAGCCCACUCCUCGCCCCCGUCAUGGGGCCGGUAUGCAAGGCGGCAGCUUGCGGGAAGGGGAACUGCACGGAGACUUCGGGGCUGCCGGGGUACAUGUGCGACUGUGACCCCGGGUGGACGCAGAUGCACGUCGGCGACCACCUCAGGUUCCUGCCCUGCGUCAUCCCCAACUGUACCAUAAAUCGCUCGUGUUCUAAUGAUACUUCGGCACUAGCACCAGCGCCUUCGCCCAGAAAUUUCUCCCUCUCGCCAGAUGCUUGUGACUUUGCUUAUUGCGGAUCGGGGGGCACAUGCAAGAACGGCACCGGGCUCAGCUACCAUUGCGAGUGCAAGGAGGGCUUCAGCAAUGUUCUCAACAUGACCACAAUGCCUUGCUACCAAGACUGUUCCUAUGGAGCAGAUUGCGCGGCCCUUGGGAUCCUCCCAUCCUCAAACUCCACCGCAGCACCACCAGCUGGCUCCGCGAGCAAUGCACCUGCUUCAGCAUUUGCAGUAUCAGUUUCGCGGCAAAUUCUACUUCCUCUGAUGAUAUUGGCCUUGGUGGCGAUGAUGGGUCAGGCGACAUGAACAGAGGAUGAUUUUAUACCACGAUAGCACUAGAGAGAGCUUUUGUUCACGGAGUAGAGCUUUUAGCCUGCUAGAUAUGUGGAGUACUUUGUUGGUGUAGCACGCUGCUUCAGUAUUAUUGCACGUGAAGGUUCUUCUACUUGGGCAGUUGGUGGUCUGAUGUGCAAAUGGAAUAGCCUGUCUCCGUGUAUAAUAUAAUAUUCAUAAAUAAACCGAUUGCGUAUUUGAUCGUUGGUUGGCUGUAA
Molecule: messenger RNA, 1024 nt
Organism: Lolium perenne
Lineage: Eukaryota; Viridiplantae; Streptophyta; Magnoliopsida; Poales; Poaceae
Source: RefSeq, a predicted model, not a curated record